UAAGGAUCUUAUCUUUCGAAAAAGCACAAGAUAUAGCUUUCGUGUGGCAUGCCCUAUGGAUUUACAUCGUUAUCCCCUUGAUAUUCAAGACUGCGUAUUUAAAAUUGGUUUGUUAAAAAAUACAGCAGAAAAGGUACGCCUGGAAUGGUGUGAUGUUGACAGUAGUCCAUGUAAGUACUUGGGACCAAGUAUUGCACUAAUGGAAGACAUUCAACCAUUGAAACACGAGAUGAAGGUACCCAAACCUCGUAGCAAAAUCGAAGUUUGGACGACUGGUAAUUACAGUUAUCUGUAUGCGAAAUUUACUUUCAUUCGGCGAUUAACUGGUAGUAUACUCAACGUUUACUUGCCUAGUACUCUAGUAGUAACUAUGUCCUGGCUAUCAUUCUGGUUAGAUGUGAAUGCAGUUCCCGCUCGUGUUACGCUCGGUGUUACCUCUCUUCUUACCAUCAUCACUCAAAUGCUGCAGUCUAGAUCGUACACUCCGCCAGUGGACUAUGUAAAAGCUGUGGAUAUUUGGCUGCUCGCAUGUAUGUUUUUCGUCACAGCUUCGUUGAUAGAAUACGCAUUUGCUCUUCAAUCUGUGGAAUUUAAAGAAAAACGUAAUUCCCCACGCCCAGUUAAGAAAAAUGAAAAAUGUGAUGAGAAACGUAAAACUUCUAAAGAGAAAAUUGAAAAAGUGAAAGGAAAACUUUGUGGUAUUUGGAAGAUUUUCAAGAUGCAAACCACCCUGAAUGAUCGUAGGAUAAAUGUUUUCCACGAGUCACCUCCCAACUAUUCAGAUGAUAUGUUGAUGAUUCAAUUUCUUCACGCAUCUUGCAAGAUCACGGGGUCAUUCAUGCCUGCCAACUUCAUGGAAAAGUCUUCAUCAAAUUGCACUGAUAUCUCGCAUAAACAAAGUAAACCAAUGAAAAUUAGGGAUGAAAAUGAUGUAUAUAGGCUUAUAAAUACUGCUUUAAAUUAAAACCCUUCUCUGAAAUGUAAAUAUUUUGC
Centruroides sculpturatus (bark scorpion) is the source of this 993-nucleotide messenger RNA. RefSeq names its product glycine receptor subunit alphaZ1-like. Gene Ontology annotation, molecular function: transmembrane signaling receptor activity; neurotransmitter receptor activity; extracellular ligand-gated monoatomic ion channel activity. Gene Ontology annotation, biological process: signal transduction; regulation of membrane potential; nervous system process. The record is from RefSeq and is a predicted model, not a curated record. Gene Ontology annotation, cellular component: membrane; neuron projection; synapse. The transcript is spliced from 6 exons. NCBI's taxonomy places the organism in Eukaryota, Metazoa, Arthropoda, Arachnida, Scorpiones, Buthidae. The coding region runs from base 56 to 964 and encodes 302 amino acids.